Molecule: messenger RNA, 1634 nt
Organism: Guyanagaster necrorhizus
Lineage: Eukaryota; Fungi; Basidiomycota; Agaricomycetes; Agaricales; Physalacriaceae
Product: HCP-like protein
Exons: 2
Coding region: 9-1496 (495 amino acids)
Molecular function (GO): protein binding
Source: RefSeq, a predicted model, not a curated record
CGACGACGAUGUCCUUGCCCCCCGUACCUCCGCGCCCUUACGACUACGACUACGACGACGCCGCUCCUGGACCACCGCCACUCCCCCCGCUCCCGCCACACCCGCCUGAAAUCCGGUACCAUCCCUACGAGGUCGGCAUCAACGCCUCGACGCCUCUCCCCGCUCCCCGCGCCCACCAAGCUACCAGCGCUGCCGCCGACCUAGACGCAAUGUCGCGUGUAAUGUCACCUCCUGCAAUGUCGUCGUCAAUAAACUAUAAUCCUGGAUUUGCUCUACCAUAUCCUGGUUCGCCCUCCAACGUAGACGUAUCACAAUCCAUCACUGCCAUCGGUAGGACGCCAUCGAUGUUCUCCACCUUCGCGAGACCUCCCCUACCUCUCACACCCCCACAGACCUCCCUCACGGCCCCGAUUCCCACGAUACCGUCGCUCGAUUCUGCUCUGGGUACAGUGCAACAGCCAUCUCACGAUCCUGCCUUACGUAUCGCUUGGUGCCGAGACGUGAUGUAUCUCGUAGACAGGCAUAUUCAUGCCGCGCCCAAUGAGCCCCUGGUUGGGCCGGUCACCAUAACGGACCCAAAUCUUUCCCGCCUAGUGCAAUAUGCCAUACCAAUUAUCCUGUCACUCGCCUCGUCGCAGUCGCCGCAACCAGAAGCCCUGUAUCUGCGCGCUUCGCUCGCUGCUAGCGGUGCUUUCCCCGACCAGGUAUCUCACAAUCCACGUGCCGCAUUCAGGGAUUUCGAGUCUGCUGCUCGUACAGGAUGCCACAAGGCAUGGUUCCGUUUGGGUAGAGAUUACGAAUCGUUCAACGAUCUGACCCAUGCCCGUGACUGUUUCGAACGUGGCGUCAAGUUCGGUGUCGAGUCUAGCAUUUAUCGGAUGGGCAUGGCUCAUUUGCUAGGCCAGCUUGGUCUUCCUGCAUCACCUCAGACUGCUUUACCUCUCCUACAGCGCGCAGCUACUCUCUCCUCUCUUGAAACGCCGCAGCCUGCAUACGUGUAUGCUCUCCUUCUUCUCAACGAAUUCGCCCUUGUCUCUGUUCCACCAGCCCUUCUGCAGCCUCUCAUACCCACUGGCUCCUCUCCACCCCUCGAAGCCCGUACCCAUCUCGAGCGGUCUGCUUAUCUUCAUUAUCCCCCCGCCCAGUACAAGCUUGCACAUGCAUACGAAUUUGCCCAACACCCCUGGCAGUUCGAUGCUCUUCAGUCAGUCGAGUGGUACUCCAAGGCAUCACAAGCGGGAGAGGUUGAGGCUGACAUGGCACUUUCGAAAUGGUUUCUGUGUGGAUCAGAAGGUUCGUUUGAGAAGGACGAAAGCUUAGCUUGGGUCUUUGCUGAGCGCGCUGCAAAGCGAGGGCUGUCAAGCGCUGAAUUUGCUAUGGGUUACUAUGCCGAGGUUGGCGUAGGUGGUCCAAUAGAUGUCGCCAAGGCCAUCGAUUGGUACCAAAAGGCAAGCUUGGUUUACCUUUUGGCUGCCUUUGCUCUGACCUCCCUUUAAGGCUGAUUCGCAUGGCAACACUGAUGCUCGAGACCGACUGGAUGCUCUUACUCAGUCACGUCCCGCUCCCCUCUCCCGCCAGGAGCACGAUGUCAUUACCGAAUCCAAGCUUGUACGGACCCGAACCCAAGCUCGUCU